AUGCACGCCGACCGGCUAGUCUUGCAAAUACCAGCGCUGGUGAUCGCGAUUAUUGGGUUUAUCUUGGUUUGGGUUUCGCUAGCUACACCCGCUUGGCAGGUCACUUAUGCGCGGGAAUUGCAACAAUGGGUGCAGAGCGGAUUAUGGAUUAACUGCCAGACAAGGCCUGCUGGCAUGUACACCUGCACCUAUACCUUCAAUGAAUAUGAUUUUGAUUUCUAUUCGUCAGCUGAGGUGGUUAGCAUGAGAACACCGCCAUUUUAUUUUUGGCAGCGAACACUUCUCCAUAUUUUUGUGGCGGGCCAAGUGAUCGCGUUGGGAUCGUUCAUAACAUUUUGCAUCUCUAAUUCUGAUGUUCGUGCCACACAGCGAUGCUCAACAUUUAUGUUCAGUGCAUUGAUAGGGCUCACAACUUUAAUCUGCUAUGGAUGCCUGUUGGUAUUUUCGGUCUUUGCUCACAUGGUUAAAUAUCGAUUUUAUACAGUGUCCGUGAGUGGCAUUUAUGAGAAGCAUCACGGCUAUUCUUUCUAUUUCGCCCUAACCGGUGCUCUCUUCUACACGGUCUCCUUUAUCGUCUCGUUAUUGUACGCAUUCAAAUCGUUACGAGCCGACCGUUACGGGUAUGCCGGGUCAAGCCAACAAACGAUCACCGGCUAUAGGGGCAACGACUACCGUCUGACCGACGAAGAUCUGUUUGCGAUGAGAGAAUUGCCUGCUGUGCCUAAAUAUAGAUAC
Mesorhabditis spiculigera is the source of this 735-nucleotide messenger RNA. NCBI's taxonomy places the organism in Eukaryota, Metazoa, Nematoda, Chromadorea, Rhabditida, Rhabditidae. The record is from the annotation of a GenBank genome assembly.